This is a messenger RNA of Cynoglossus semilaevis (tongue sole), 3126 nucleotides long. RefSeq names its product beaded filament structural protein 1 (gene bfsp1). The transcript has 8 exons. Gene Ontology annotation, cellular component: cytoplasm; intermediate filament. The coding region runs from base 700 to 2634 and encodes 644 amino acids. Gene Ontology annotation, molecular function: structural constituent of eye lens. The record is from RefSeq and is a predicted model, not a curated record. Gene Ontology annotation, biological process: lens fiber cell development. NCBI's taxonomy places the organism in Eukaryota, Metazoa, Chordata, Actinopteri, Pleuronectiformes, Cynoglossidae.
CGUAGACAUGAAGAUAAACAAGGCCGGAGUUAAGUGCUAUCAGAGUUGCUUAUUAAGAGGAAGGAAUAUACUUGGCUGAGGCAUCGUGGGGAAAUAGCAAUAGCUGAACGUUUUCAAAAGGAAUCACGUUCCCUCAACACGGUACUUACUUGCCCUAACCAACCCUAUUUGCCUUAAUAGUGCCACUUGCAUAUGAAAGAAAUGAGCAAAAACAUGAAUCUAAUCUAGUCUCAGAGAGAAAAUGUCGCUCGAACAUUUCCUGCAGUGUUUACUGGGACACGAGGCUGGGAACGUUCGUUGUUGUUUUCGAAGCGAGUACAGCGAGUGCUACACAACACAACAGAAAGUAGUUAAAGAAAGCAGCUGACUGAGAGGCACACAUUCAGUGCACGACAGCCCAGUGGUUUCCAGGCCCAGUCAAACAUUUGUGUUUGUGCUGCGCUUUGUUCAGAGCAAAGCCUUUGAAAUCUCUGCCACAAAAGCAACAAUACUCCGUGGAAGGUCCCCGACCUGGGAAAAAUGCACUGUCACGGCCACAUGAGGUUUGGGGGCAUAUUUCGGCAGCAGCCAGCGCCGUGUAGCUUUCAGUGUAGAAUGAGACGCUAAGGGUGAGCAUCCGGACAUUCACACCAUAGAGGUGCUGAAAGCUUAAAGCCCUCGAGAGACACCAUCCGCCCGGAAGGGGAGCCGUGUACCACCAUGUUUAGGACCAGCUACCUGCACGAAGUGCGCAAGGAGAAGUAUGAACGCACAGAUGUGACAGAUGAGGAACCCCAAGAGUCAUCUAGCGUCUCGGCCACUCAGAGCCUUCAGGGGCUCAAUUCCCGCUUUUCGCAGUACAUCAACAGGGCACGAGUCCUGGAGCAGCGCAACGCUGUGUUUCGCAAGCAAUUGGAGGCAUUACAGCGCCUUGAGGAGACAAGUGGCUGGGAGGACGCCUUCACGGAGCAGAUUAGAGUCAACAGACAGCACAUCAGAGAGCUCUCCUCGGAACAUGCCGAGUUGGAGCAAGAGCUGAAGGACGCCUGCUGCCUGUUGGAUGAAUUAACAGACAAAUAUAAAAAUGAAUGUGAUUACCAAGAAGGGCUACGUAGCACACUGGAAGAAUUAAACCAGGAGGCUGACAAUGCUCUCCUCAGAAACCUGGAGUACCAGAUCCAGUCGCAGUUCCUGCAGGACGACAUCAAUUUCAUCAGCGAUAGACAAAAGAAGAACCUUGCAGAGAUCCAGACGUACGUGGACGUUCUGCAUCAAAUCCACCAAACGAUUCCGCCUAUUCUUGAUGGGUCAGUGGGCAUCUCUGAGGUGCAGAGGACGGUGCCGGAGCUUCAGAGUCAGUUGGAGGAAUACAAGAGCACCCUUUGUCAGCUUCAGGCUCAGAAACAACGCCUACAGACUGAGACAAUGAUGUUAGAGCAAACCUUUAAAAACACAGAGGACAGGUACGAUAGUGAGAUCCAGAUGUACAAUGAGAAAAUAGAAUCCUUACGAAAGGAGAUCGAGGAAGCCGAGAGGUCCCUGGAGAAGUUCAUCUGUGAAUGCCGACACCUGGCCACGCACCAGACGUCGCUCAAAAACGAACUGGAGAAUUACAAGAGGAUCAUUGAGAACGAGGGCAGCAGGUUAAAUUCAGCAAUCCUUGGUACUCCAAUUUCCAUGUUCAGCGCUAAUUGCCACUACACUCACACACCGACUACAUCGAGCGGAAUGAGAGAUAUCACCCACGCUCUCCAAGACAUUACCAGCAUCAAGCCUCGCCAGAAGAAUCUGGCAAAAAGGAUCCUGAAAAAGAAAGAGCAGAGCACAAACGAUGCAAAUGGAAGUGGCCUCGAUGGGAGGAGAGGAGGAGCUCAUGGGGAAGGUCAAGAGGAAGAAAGAAAAGUUACCCUGUCUGAGAAAGUGGACAAGGAGAGGGUGAAGAAGCAAGAUCAGAGGCCUGUCCUCUCCGGAAUGUCUCCGCAAGACGUUCCAGAUGGAGCGCAGAUCAGCCGAGCGUUUGACACCCUUCGCAACAUCGUCAGAGACAGAAUGAGGAGGUACAGGAGGCCUGAACCACCGGCUGACUUCUACACCAAGGGUCGCUACGUCCUUGUUAGCGGCGAUAGCAGCUAUUCCGACCCUUGUUUCUACACAUCCACUCCAUCGGGCGGCCACGUUUAUGUCACUAUCAGAGAUGGAAUGGUGGCUCCGUAUCAGCCUUACGGACACACCACACCCUCUCCUCCACCACCUCCGCCCAUGGGCGACCAGAAGUCUCUGGACCCAACUUUGCCCAUUAAUGGAGGGGCUAAGCAGGGUAAUAAGGGUGCAAGAGACAAGGAGACAGGAGGUAAAAAUAAGCACAAGAGCGAGGAGAUUCCUUCUAAAGAGUCACGCCACACCCCUCCGAUCAUGGACCCAAGCUUCGACUCAAAGGAUCCCACCCCAAGUCUGCCUUCCGGUACAAGCUCAAGCUCCAGUUUCAGCACAAGCACCAGCUCCGGCGGCCUUAACGGAGCUCCGUUGAGCUACGAGAAGGUGAAAAUGAUGGAGUCUGUAGAGAAGUUCACCAAAGGUCCUGACAUGAAAAGGUACGAGGAGACGUCCAUGGUUGUGGAGACUACGAUUGAGAAGUCUCGCAAGAAGAAACAGUGAAACCAGCAGAAAGUUACGACUCGGUGAAACACUAACAAUGUCGCUAACAGAUUCAAUAGUAAUGACCAAAAUUUUACUUAAUGAAUAAUGAAACUCCCAAGAGAAUGUUGAAAGGGCCAGUGUUUUGGGCUUCCUUCUGCUUUGACAAAUAUUUUUACAUUUGAUUUUUUUUCCCAUAUUUACUAUUUUCUAUUGUUUGAAAAAUGAAACUGAAAACAACUAGAUCUGAUAAUAACAUUUCCGAGGGUUGGAAAAAGCAGUGAGCGUAGCUCAACAUUCGACAACGAUAGAGUCCUAAAGUCUGUGUUAACACUUUUGGUUAUUAAAAUUGUACUUUUUCAAAUAAAUAAAUUACAGCAUCUGUCUCAUCUAACGUUUUGAAUCACCCUGGUAACAAAAGAAGAACUCGAUUAAAAUAAUCAACCCCCGCAGUUUAAUUUCUUCACGUCGAUGCCACUGCCUGCUCUCAUCACAAUUUUGCUGUGUAACAAU